This is a messenger RNA of Saccostrea cuccullata (small rock oyster), 1932 nucleotides long. RefSeq lists its product as uncharacterized. Bases 72 to 770 code for a protein of 232 amino acids. Gene Ontology annotation, molecular function: GMP kinase activity. NCBI's taxonomy places the organism in Eukaryota, Metazoa, Mollusca, Bivalvia, Ostreida, Ostreidae. The transcript is spliced from 8 exons. Gene Ontology annotation, cellular component: cytosol. Gene Ontology annotation, biological process: purine nucleotide metabolic process. The record is from RefSeq and is a predicted model, not a curated record.
UAGGAAACAAAUUUACAUAGAUUGUAACACACACAUCGUUCGUUGGUGUGACGGCUAACGGAUUGUUGUUCAUGAUAAAACAAGCAUUUACCAGGUCUUUUAGUAAAAUAAGCUACCAUCUACAAAAAGAAUUCACAGAAUUCUCCAGUAGAUUUAUUUUGAUAAUGCCCAAACCUAUUGUUAUAAGUGGACCUUCUGGGAGUGGAAAAAGUACCCUUCUUACCAAACUAUUUGAAGAAUUUCCUAAUUGCUUUGCCUUCAGUGUGUCACAUACAACAAGAAAGCCCAGGUCAGGAGAACAACAUGGAAAAGAAUACUUUUUUGUUCAAAUGGAAGAAUUUGAAAAAAUGAUAGGAGAAGGUUCAUUUUUGGAACAUGCACAGUUCUCUGGCAAUAGAUAUGGAACAAGUAAGAUGGCCGUGGACCUGAUCCAGAAAUCAGGCAGACUUUGUGUACUAGACGUGGAAAUUAAUGGAGUGAAAAACAUAAAACAAACCGACCUAAAUGCUGUAUUUAUUUUUGUCAAGCCACCUUCAUUGGAGGAUUUGAGGAAAAGAUUAGAAGGAAGAGGCACAGAAACAUCUGAGUCCUUACAGAAACGCCUGGACACUGCUCAAGAGGCUCUGGAGUAUGCUGAGCAACCAGGAUCCUAUGAUCACAUAAUUGUUAAUGAUGAUAUUGAUGCAGCAUAUGAGAAGUUGAAAAAGAUUGUUGAAGAAGAUAUUAAUUCUCUGACAAAUGGUACAAAUGGUACAACUAAGGAUGAAUAGGAAACUAUACCUAUGAGGGACCGUUAGCAAUAGUUAUAAUAGCAGUUCCGGGGACCAUUCAUUUUUCAUAUAUUAAUUACUAUAUUUUUUCAAGUCAGAGAUAUUAUAUAUUUUUUUUCUUUAUUUUAGACUCCCCCUCCCUACUGAAAUAUUUUUGUUGCCAUGUAUCAGUUUCUAGAUCUGAGAAAUAUAUUCAUAAAAGUUACAACAUUACAUAAUGUGUACAUGUUGUUUUAUUUUUGGAUUAAUUGAAUGAGUAAUACUGAAAUUUUUCAGAAAAGUAAUCAUAGUAUUAUUACAAAUGUAUUUAUGUAAUUUACCUUUUUAAUUUGAAAAAAGAAAACAGUACCCCCCCCCCCCCCUUACGCUGGUUGUUUCUCACUUUUAUAUAUUAAGAUUCCUUAUAAAUUAUAACUGACAUUUAAUGUAAAGAAAACAUUUUCAAUUCAAUAUCCUUUAAUAUCCUUUAAAUUAAAUAGUCAAUUUUGGAUUGGAGAGGUUUUUUCAUAAUGUACAGGAUUUAAAAAAAAAAAAAUAGAUGUAAGCAGAAAAGUUGUUUUUUUCAUUUACACUUAAAGCUCAAGGUGCAGUUACAAUUUCAAGAUUCUCAAACUUUAAUUUUUUUCAGUUUGAUUCUUGCCUUGGUUUCUCUGUAACCCACAUAUUUGUACAGAUAAUAUUUUUUUUCAUACAUCCUCACAUUUCAUCCCUGGAACCGUAUGUUGAUAGUUCCCUCAAUUUGAACACAUCACACACACUUUUCCAUAUUUUUGAAAUUUACAUUAAAAACUUGAUGUAUUUGAAAGUGCAAUUAUGAUUUACUUUUACAAGCAAUAAAGAUGGGGAAGGAAGAAGAUCAACUUCUGUUCUUUUAAGUGUCCAUGUUCAAGAUUAUUAUAUUCAAAAUCAGUGCAUGGGUUGUGUUUUGGCUUCUUUAUAUUUACAGUUUGAAAUCUCAUUUUAAGAAAUACUAGAAUUAUACUAAACAUUCAUGCUUACCCUUCCCUGCAGCUAUGUUUUAUUGCCUCUUUUAACUUAUGCAUUUACAAAGAUUGAAUAUAUAGAAAUCAACAUGUACAAUAAUAUGUGUAAGGCCUUUCCAAAUUUUUUCUUUGUGUGCAUCAACCCUUAAUUCGAAAACCUAUCUUUUUAUCAAAAAACA